AUGAAAGGUGGCGGUGGUAUAGGGGAUGGCAAAAAAGACUACCAAGCAGCCGUCCAUGAAGGACUGACAACGUUUGAUCAGUUGGGGAUCGCAUUGGAAGACGUUGGAAAGACGUUAGAUGCAGAAACGGCCACCACCGGAGGAGGAUUUCUUUCGAGAGUCAUGAACGAAACUUCAUCUCUCAAACGAAAGUCCUACGACCAGUCGAACGAUCUUGUAAACAUGUCAGUGGUUCCUGCCGAGUCCAGCUAUGUUCUCUUCUUUCAGGUCCUUUUUCCCUUCGUUGUUGCUGGACUUGGUAUGGUGUUUGCCGGUUUGGUGUUAUCAGUAGUCGUUACAUGGCCGUUGUUCGAGGAAAUCCCGGAAAUUCUCAUUCUCGUGCCGGCGCUUCUCGGUCUGAAAGGAAAUUUGGAAAUGACAUUGGCUAGCAGAUUGUCCACUUUGGCUAACCUUGGGCACAUGGAUUCGUCAAAGCAGAGAAAAGAUGUGGUGAUUGCAAAUUUGGCAUUAGUUCAAGUGCAAGCUACUGUCGUCGCCUUUCUGGCAUCUGCAUUUGCUGCCGCUUUAGCUUUCAUUCCAACAGGAGAAAUCGAUUGGGCUCAUGGAGCGUUGAUGUGUGCGAGCAGUUUGGCUACAGCGUGUAGUGCGUCGCUCGUACUUUCUCUGCUUAUGGUCGCUGUAAUCGUCACUUCUCGAAAGUACAACAUCAAUCCAGAUAAUGUUGCUACUCCCAUCGCUGCAUCUCUUGGAGACUUGACGACUCUCAGUGUGUUGGCAUUUUUCGGAACUGUUUUCCUGAAAGCACACAACACAGAAUCCUGGCUAAACGGCGUUGUGAUUAUCGUCUUCCUUUUGUUACUUCCUUUCUGGGUAAAAGUUGCCAAGGAGAAUGAAGGAACUCGAGAAACGUUGUACAAUGGUUGGACUCCUGUUAUCAUGUCAAUGUUGAUCAGUAGUGCUGGUGGAUUCAUAUUGGAAACCGCUGUGCGAAAGUAUCAUAGUUUGAGUACAUAUGGGCCAGUUCUGAAUGGUGUCGGAGGAAAUUUAGCAGCAGUACAAGCCAGUAGACUUUCUACUUAUUUCCACAAAGCUGCUGCGAUUGGAGAACUGCCAAAUGGAUGGACAGUGCAACGAUUCACCAGCUUCACACGAGCAUUCUUCUCUAAAGAGUGGGAUUCUCGCUCUGCCCGUGUCUUAUUGUUACUUGUCGUACCCGGUCAUAUUUGCUUCAAUGCUCUAAUUCAACUAUUUACUUAUUCGUCGAAGAGCAAUGUAACACCACAUGGUCCUCUUUUCACAAGUUUGUACAUGAUUGCGGCUAUCAUCCAGGUGAUGAUCCUUCUGUUCGUAUGUCAAUUCCUCGUUUCUCUCCUUUGGAAAUGGAAGAUUGAUCCAGAUAACUCUGUGAUUCCAUAUUUGACAGCGCUUGGAGAUUUGUUGGGAACCGGCCUUCUCUUCAUAGUUUUCCUCACAACGGACUGUUUUGAUCCCCAAGAACUCGCUAAUAACGUUGUAAAUAUUACACCUACUAACUCUAAUAUGGAAGUCGGACAGCGUGUACGAAUAAAUUUCGAAAAUGCAACAAUCCGUUAUAUAGGUGAAGUAUCCGGAUACGGUUCUCAAAUAUGGGUUGGACUGGAAUGGGAUGAUUCGACUCGUGGAAAACAUGAUGGAGUUGUCAAAGGGCACAGAUAUUUUCAAACAAAACAUCCGACUGGAGGAUCCUUGAUGAAAAUGGAAGCUGUUCCAAAGCCAACAGAUAUUUUAUUCGAAAUAAAAGAUCGAUACGCUGAAGAGGAACGUGUUGAAAAUGAAAUUGAACUGACAAAAUCUUCAAAGAAAAUCGAGUUGAUCGGUAUGGAACAAACCGCUGCCAAACAAAGUAAUAUCGAAAAACUCAUAAAUAUCGUACUUGAUAAUCGAUCUGUUGGUUUCCCUCCACCAUCCGACUCUCCACAAUUUAUUCUUUGUCGUGAACUGAAUCUCUACGGGAAUCUUCUUUACAAAUGGCAGACUGUGAAGCGAAUUCUGGAAUUUUUCCCAAGAAUUCAAGAAUUAAAUUUAAGGAGAAAUCGGAUGCAGUCGUUUAAUGAAGAUGAAGAUGGAGAACUUGAAGGAGAAGAAUCGAUCUAUUCAGAAAGUUGUAAGAAAUUGGUCAUUAGUGAAUGUACGAUAAGUGAGGAAUCUAUGGAUUCAAUCAUUCGAAGGUUUCCAUCAGCCGCCGAAAUUGUUGCGUUUGGGAAUGAACUUACAAGGUUUACUGUCUCGGAUGUAGUUGCCAACCGUCUGACAUCACUUGAUCUUGAAGACAAUUUAUUUGGCUCUAUGAAUUCUAUUGAAGGAUACUUCCCGAAUCUCACUCAAUUGUCAUUAGCCAAUUGUGGAAUCUCGAGUCUAGUUGGCCUAGAUGGAACAUCCAAAUUUCCAAAUCUUGAAUAUUUGAACCUUCGAGGGAAUACUAUUCUGGACUGGCCAAGCGUAAAUGCAAUGCGAUCUCUGAAAAAUCUGAAACGUUUAUUGUUUGACUGCAAACAUUUAGAAGUUGAGAAAGGAGUUCAUUCGUAUGAAGUUGUCGUAGCAAAACUGAGCACACUAAUCGAUCUCAAUCGAUUUGAUAUUUCCGAAGUGGAGAGAAGAUCCGCAGAGAUUCGUUUCCUCAACAAAUACGCUGGAAUCGAGAACAAAUCUAAUCACGACGAAGAUAUCAAAAGGCUCAUUGCUAUUCAUGGAGAGCCUACACUUGAUACUGCGAAGAAAGGUCUGACAGUGGUAAAAAUCAGAAUAGAAUGUGGAAACCGAGUAGAAUCACGUAAACUCCCUCUAGCGAUGAGUGUACAAAAAAUAAGAGAUAUGCUUGCACGUCUCUUCAAAACUCCACAUUCUUCAAACAUUCGUCUAUACCUAGUAAUGGCGGAGAAAACCAAACAACAUCGCAUUGAGUUGGACAACCCAUUACGAGACUUCGGUUAUUAUUCACCUUCAGAAGAUCGGGAUAUUCUUGUUGUUGAACAUGAUUGA
This is a messenger RNA of Caenorhabditis remanei, 3018 nucleotides long. RefSeq lists its product as uncharacterized. Gene Ontology annotation, biological process: monoatomic cation transport. The transcript is spliced from 10 exons. NCBI's taxonomy places the organism in Eukaryota, Metazoa, Nematoda, Chromadorea, Rhabditida, Rhabditidae. Gene Ontology annotation, cellular component: plasma membrane. The record is from RefSeq and is a predicted model, not a curated record. Gene Ontology annotation, molecular function: protein binding; monoatomic cation transmembrane transporter activity. Bases 1 to 3018 code for a protein of 1005 amino acids.